Messenger RNA from Xylona heveae TC161, 1068 nucleotides. Its product is annotated as Pkinase-domain-containing protein. Lineage: Eukaryota; Fungi; Ascomycota; Xylonomycetes; Xylonales; Xylonaceae. Gene Ontology annotation, biological process: intracellular signal transduction; protein phosphorylation. The record is from RefSeq and is a predicted model, not a curated record. The transcript is spliced from 5 exons. The coding region runs from base 1 to 1068 and encodes 355 amino acids. Gene Ontology annotation, molecular function: ATP binding; MAP kinase activity. Gene Ontology annotation, cellular component: nucleus; cytoplasm.
AUGUCUCGCACACCGAUGCAGGGCGGUUCGAGAAAGAUCUCGUUUAACGUUUCUGAUCAGUAUGAUAUUCAGGAUGUCGUUGGAGAGGGAGCUUAUGGUGUAGUCUGUAGUAGCUCUGCCCUUCACAAGCCGUCAGGACAAAAGGUUGCCAUCAAAAAGAUUACUCCCUUUGAUCACUCCAUGUUUUGUCUGCGUACGCUACGUGAGAUGAAGCUGCUGCGUUAUUUCAAUCAUGAGAAUAUAAUUUCCAUUCUGGACAUUCAGCGCCCCCGAAACUACGAGACAUUUACAGAGGUCUAUCUCAUUCAGGAACUCAUGGAGACGGACAUGCAUAGGGUCAUUCGUACGCAGGAUCUAUCCGACGACCACUGCCAAUACUUCAUCUAUCAGACGCUGCGAGCGCUCAAGGCUAUGCACUCCGCCAAUGUCCUGCACCGUGAUCUGAAACCAUCGAACCUCCUUCUCAACGCCAACUGCGACCUCAAGGUCUGCGAUUUCGGGCUUGCACGUUCUGCCGCCUCGACCGAGGACAACUCUGGCUUCAUGACUGAAUAUGUCGCUACCAGAUGGUACCGUGCGCCAGAAAUCAUGCUCACGUUCAAAGAGUACACAAAGGCCAUUGAUGUGUGGAGUGUCGGAUGCAUUCUCGCCGAGAUGCUGAGCGGCAAGCCCCUCUUUCCUGGCAAGGACUACCACCACCAACUUACGCUUAUCCUUGAUGUCCUCGGUACUCCAACCAUGGAGGACUACUAUGGCAUCAAGUCUCGCCGUGCCCGAGAGUAUAUCCGCUCGCUUCCUUUCAAGAAGAAGAUUCCGUUCAAAGUCAUGUUCCCUCAGACGAACGAGCUUGCGCUGGACCUACUCGAGAAGCUGCUUGCCUUCAACCCAGCCAAACGGAUCACGGUCGAGGAGGCGCUCAAGCACCCUUACCUCGAGCCGUACCAUGACCCUGAAGAUGAGCCGACGGCCGAGCCGAUCCCAGAGGAGUUUUUCGACUUUGACAAGAACAAGGAUAACCUUAGCAAAGAGGAAUUGAAGCUGUUGAUCUACCAGGAGAUUAUGCGGUAA